AUGCCCCCAUCCAACUCAUCAGUGGACAGCCCAGAAAAGACUAAGAAGCAAAAAUUGACGGAGGAAGAGGUGCUGGUCUUACAAUCUCACCUAGAAAAAUGGAAGGAAGCAGCCACUGAGGAUAGAAAAGUCAUUCUGAAGGCAGCCAUGAAAGAGGCCAAAGUGCAUGCCCCUGCUAUGCAUGCCCAGUUAUUGAAGAAGAGGAAAACAAUGUACCGGGAGUGGUUCUAUAACCGGAGAGCUGAAAAGACUCGCAAAAAGAAGUUGGGUCAGAAAUGGAAUGCCCGGUUGGUGGUAGAACAGCAGCACAAGGAGGAGAUCAUUGAAAAGACCGGAGCAAGGCCUGGAUUGGAGGAAUUCAUCAAAAGAUACCAGCCAACCCUCACUGCAGUCAUGGCCAGUCUAUCGAAAGAGCAGCUGAAGGAAGCAAAGCAGACUGCGAUAGAGUGGUCUAGUGAUGGUCCUCCUACAGAGGUCCAGGCCGAGUUUGCAAAGAAGAAAGCACCUGGUAUGAUGAAGGACCUGGCGACUCAGUUAUGGAGGCAUGCCGGUAUGAGGAUAUUCAUAUUGUCCGCGUGGAAAAUGGAGGAAGGCGAAGUGAGGAUCAAUGGAAUUGACUUCAAUGAAAAGUUGGAGGGCAAUAGUUUUACAGGUACAAAGGACUGGAAGCCCAUGAUAUUGGAGUGGAAUGCCUAUGCUGGAGAAGAGUUUGGAGUUGACCAGAAUGAAGAUGACAAUGACAAUGAGGGGGAUGGGAAGAAGAGGAGAAAACCAAGGGGAAAGAAGGAUGAUUAUCCUUUGGGGGUGGAUUACCUAUGGGCUUCCGGUUAUACCGGACAUUCAGAACCUUAA
Messenger RNA from Suillus paluster, 852 nucleotides. RefSeq lists its product as uncharacterized. NCBI's taxonomy places the organism in Eukaryota, Fungi, Basidiomycota, Agaricomycetes, Boletales, Suillaceae. The transcript is spliced from 4 exons. Bases 1 to 852 code for a protein of 283 amino acids. The record is from RefSeq and is a predicted model, not a curated record.